Molecule: messenger RNA, 5201 nt
Organism: Hydractinia symbiolongicarpus
Lineage: Eukaryota; Metazoa; Cnidaria; Hydrozoa; Anthoathecata; Hydractiniidae
Exons: 2
Coding region: 1216-4578 (1120 amino acids)
Source: RefSeq, a predicted model, not a curated record
CACUCCGUACGUCACAGAGUGAGAGAAGGGACUUUCUUUCACAAUAAUUCUAAAGCGUGUUAAAAUUACAACCAACAAUGAGACGGUAUAAUAACUAACAAAUUAAUCGUUUUUAGAUGGUUUAUACAUUUUUUCCGUUUUGCAAAUUUGUAGCCUUGACAGAUACUAUUUUAUUAUCUCCCCCCCUGAACUCUUUUGUUUCUUACGUGGCUGUUGGAUUAUAUCUAAUCAAUGUAUAUGAUAUUAUAAUAGCACAACAUGCCACUAUAAAUUGACAGCUCUAUCAUUCCAUAACUUCUAAGAACAAAAAAUUAUGAGAAUGCUAAGAAAAGUAACAAUUCGAAUCGUUUCAGACAAAACACACACGAAAGAAAGUUUUGUCGGAUGUUACUACAGAUUUUUUGACAACAUUGUUUAUUCUACUCUGCUCUCAAAAAAGCUUUAUGUAUUUUUAUCCUAUUUUGACAUUCUUCGUAAGGUGAUAUAUUUAUAUUUUUAUCGUCUAUUUUGUUUUAACAACAGAAUCCUUACAACAACAACAACAACAACAACAAAUAGCGACAACAGCGACAACAUCAAAAUCUACUCCUUUAUUUCUACGAGCAAAUAAAUCAAUACUUUUAAAGUUUAUGGAGUAUAAGCAAUGUCCAACAAUAUUACCUACUUUGUAAAUAUAUGUGACACGCUUUUGUAAACAAUGGCUAGUCUGUUAUAAUAAUUUUAAACCGUUGUCACAUUCAAAUUAUUAAAUAUGGAAAUUUCGUGAUUUAUUAUGUACCGAACCUGAAAUUAGAAAAAUUAUUUAGAAUAACUGGAUACGUAUUAUAUUUGUUGUUUGUUUUGUUGUUUAAAAAAAAAACAUCUUUUACCAGUUUACACAAAAUUAUUCCUUGGGUCUCUUUUCGCUCCCGAUAUCAAAGAAGUGAAGGAGGUACUAGUGACGAGGUUGUAAUAUUUAAACAUGCAAGUUUAAUUAAUUUGAAAAUUAAGAAGUCACAUACAAUGACUUUGUCUCGGUUGUAAGAUGUUUGUUUAUAAAAUCAAGCGAUUAAAAUUCUGUAUAAAAUAUGUUUUUAGACAUAACAUUAAACUGUAAAAUGUGUACUUUGACCACUUCCCAAAACUGCAUGCUGUGAACAGAAAAUUCAGCAGGUAUCAAAUAGCAUAACAAGACUUUUUUUUUAUUUAUCUGUGUAGACACUUCAAGAAGACAUCAUGUUAAAACGCUUACUGAUCACUUCUAUUUUCUUCUCCGCUUGGUUGCAAGUGCGUUAUUGCGAGGAGUACCAUGUGGCUGCGGGUGGUGAAGACAGACCAUUUUGUGGAAGUAAAUGGAACAAAUGCAAAACUUUAAAACACACUAUAGAAACCAGACUAGCAAGUGGAGACACGAUAACGUUGGAUGGUGCUGCAGUUUACAACGAAGAUGACCCGAUCAUAGUUACAAAGAAUUUCACCUUGCAAGCUUCAAAAAAUAUGAAUUUAAAACCUGUUAUUCACGUUUCAUCGAAAAAAAAGCUCUCCAGACUUUUCAUUUUUCCACAAAGCGAUCGCAUAGCUAUCGUUAUAGAAAGAGUCAUAUUUUGGGAUCUUUCACUAGCGGAAAUACCUAAACAUGGUAGCAUAACUGCAAAAGAUUGUCUUUUCAGAGAGUCCCAAAACUCUGUUUUUGGUGGGAAAAUGUCAGGGGAUGUUAGCAUAUACGUGUUGCGAAGCGAAUUCUCUGCUUGUCAGUCUGUUUUAAAAGUUGGAGUUUUUGGAAAUUUGAGAAUCAACUUAGAAUCUUGCCAUCUUCACGGUGAUUUUAAAAAGCCCAGAUCAAGCAGAGGUGUGCUAAUAUUAUCAAAAAACCGAGGAGGAGAUUCGCUACAGUUUAUUUCAAACGGAACAACGUUCAGUUGGCUAACAUGUGCAUUGAUCGUUCAAUUAUCUGUACUACAAAAAAACGCGAAUAUGCACGUAUAUGAUUCCCAUUUCCUUGAAAAUUCAUACGAUGGCUCAUUUUCCUCUAACAUUGGUUCAGCAGUUACCGUGCAUGCAGGGCUUAAAUCAUUUCAUAUUGAGAAUACCAUUUUCGAGAAAAAUGAAGGUAUUAAAGCCGGUGCUCUGUAUUUAAAAUAUAUAGUCGCUUACUUAAGGAACUGUACUUUUUUAUCAAAUAAAGUAGCUAUGUACGGAGCUGGCUGCCUGUUGGAAGUUUCAAAAGUGUACAUUUAUGAUUCAAAAUUUGUGAAUAACUCAGCAACUUAUCAGUAUUUAGAAACACGUGACAAUCUAAUCACAGGACAGGGUGGUGCUAUUGCAAAUCGAAAUGAAAGUACUUUAUACAUAUACCAAAGUAAUUUUACAAAUAAUUCUGCUUUUCUGUUUGGAGGCUCGAUAUAUCAUGUUGGUGCGCAUUUAGGAAUAGAUGAUUCUGUUUUUGAUGGACCGGGCACUGCUACCGAACCAUCGUUACACGGCAGUUUGUUUUAUUCAACUCAGAACACUAACGUUAACAAUUGUUCAUUCAAAACACGUCUAUCAAAAAGUUUACGCUCUGUGAUCUUUCAAUCUGGAUCCAGUUACGAGCAAGUAAUAGAGUUAAAACUUCCUUUUGAGUUUAGUUGUCAACCUGGCCAUAAAAUUAUGAGGGCAUUCAACACUGCUCCGAAGCAAACGCGUUUUGAUUUGUUUAUGUAUUUCUGCGAACAAUGUCCCAGUCAAUCUUACAGCUUAGAAACAGAAUAUUAUCGCCGCACGUCCAAAGGCGAACAUACUAGCAAUAAUAUAACAUGUAUCAAAUGUCCUCAAGGCGGAGUGUGUGAACAAGGUAAAAUAAAAAGUUUACCGAAUUUCUGGGGGUGGCGAUCGGAGAAAACAGUUGCGUUUAUUCCGUGUCGCUCAUCAUCAUACUGCUGCAGUGACAAAAACGUUUGCAAAACUUAUGACUCAUGCGAUCGUGAUCGUACAGGAAUCAUGUGUGGACAAUGUAGGGCAGGCUAUACUGAAAGUAUUUUCUCGAGAAUUUGUGUUCCAAAUAAAGAAUGCUCUGGCAUUUGGCUAUGGAUUGUUUUCUUUUUUAUUUCAUUGUGUUAUGUUUUCGUUUUGAUAUUCUUAAAAGAUAUUUUUAGUUGCUUAAAACGUGUCGUGGACUUACCUGUAAACAUAUUUAAAAAAAUAGAGCGUAAGCGACUUGUUGUCAUCGACAAAAACGGAAAUAUCGAAGAUGUUUUUGACGAUGAAGAUUACGUCAUCGUUCAUCGUGAUCAAGACUAUUGCGACCAGGAACCAGAAUUGACUCAAUCAACAGAAAGCUCAAUUCAGCAUGAUUUUCAAUCCUCUUAUCAACGUUAUGCGCUUAUGGAUGAUGACUCAGCAGAUUCUGUGUCGCUACUAACACUCGAAAACAAACUACCCAAUCGCGUCAAACGCAAAUGGUAUAGUUAUGUCGCAGGAGUAGUCAAAAUUUUGAUGUUUUUUUAUCAAAUGCAGUUUUUGAGCAAAGUUCCAAGCACAUUAGAGGACUCCUAUGAUUUGCCCGGACCUCGUUUAUUGAAAGAGUUUGUCACUGGCAUAUUUACAUUACAAGCCUUUAGCGGUAGAGAUUCCAUAUUUCAUACUUGCUUAGUCAAAGAUUUAGACCCGCUGGGUAAGCAAGUUUUGAAAAUCAUGUUUAUCAUAUUUCUAAUGGUUUUAUUACAAGUGCUCUAUAUCAUAUGGCGAAUUGUCAAAGGUAUUCUAUCAUUCUCUCAGAACAAGAAGGAGACAACACAAGCAAGCAUUCCAUUCAACUUGCGCUUAAAAUGUUGUUUUUUACAGUUGAUGUUGUUUGGGUAUUCCAUCUUAGCAAUCGGAACGUUUCAACUUGCGUAUUAUGUCAAUAUCAAUGGUGUCAGUUACCUGUAUGUUAAUGGUCAAAAGCUUCGUUAUCCCUUGUGGUACAAAUUCAAUAUAUUUAUCGUAGUGUGUUGGACCAUACCUUUUGCGAUGGCGUUAUUUUGUGCAAAUAAAUUAUUACGCGUAAAGCGUAUCACAGUUACACAGUUUUUUGUUAUUUUAACAUUUCCACCCAGUCUCGUUUACUUUUUAUGUCGCACUUUGGUUAACAGAGACGAUAUUGACGAAACAGAAGUAGAAGCAACAAACCGGGAACAAAUUUUGUUAGUUCUGGAGGAACCUUUCCAUAAAGUAACGGAGAAAAAAAGUGCAUGGUAUUGGGAAGCAGUUCUCAUGUACAGACGGUUGAUCCUUAUUGGUAUUUAUGUGUUUCUUAUUGACCCGAUAACCCGAUUAUAUGUAAUGAGUUUGCCGAUUAUAGUUUUUCUCAUCAACCACCUACGCACGAGGCCAUACAACAGCCGGUUUUUGAAUUGGCUAGAAACUUGUUCACUUAUGAGUUUAUGCCUACUUGUGGCGUUAAAUAUGUUUUGGGCGUACAGCUACACGACCGCUAUUGUCGUUACAAAGUACAUGGGAAUUCUGGCUCAUGCUUUUUUAUACGUGGAAACAUUCAUUUUGUUAUUUCCCAUCAUCGUGUUGGCUUUGCUCAUUUGUUUUAUGGUUCUUCAAGCAAUUUAUCGUUGUUUAAAAACCUAAAGUUAAAUUGUUGUGCAAGACUGUGUAAUGCAAGAAGGAUCGACAUUUUUGAAAUAAACACCACGGGAGAUUUUAAUGUUUGGGUUUAAGUUUAAUGGUUUAAUGGGUUUUUAAUUAAUUGGGAGGGGGCGCUUACUUGAGGCGUUAUUUUAAAAGCAAUUUUUUUUAAAUAUAACUUUUUCUUUUUCUGAAGAAUUUUCAUUUCAAAUCGUAAAAGUGGCAGAAAAAAGUUUGAUUUUGCCAUACGUGCAAAACAAAGAGUGAUGACGACAAUCGAAGCUAACUCCAAAAAUCUGUUCUUGCUAAUUUUAGCGCGGAUUUAAUUUGGUGAUAAAGGCAAUUUCAAAUUAUAAUCGCCAACUUCGUCAAAAUUUUCCUGCACCAAAAUUUGUACGAAUAAGGUAAAUAACAACCCUGGGUUGCUUAGCCGGGAGAGAUUUUUCCAUGUGGUAGACUUGGUAUUCAUCGCUCAUUUAUAAUCUAAGUUAAUUAGUGAUGUAUAUAUCCAACCUUGAUAGGCAUCAAAUAAAGGAUUUAUUGAGUUGUGUUUUAAUACAUUAUUCUUAGUCGAUUGUAAAUAUUAUCAGUAUUAUAGAUAAAAAAAAUGCACAUUUUCGUCCUUA